Molecule: messenger RNA, 660 nt
Organism: Schistocerca gregaria
Lineage: Eukaryota; Metazoa; Arthropoda; Insecta; Orthoptera; Acrididae
Gene: Cnep1r2
Product: nuclear envelope phosphatase-regulatory subunit 1
Exons: 4
Coding region: 107-487 (126 amino acids)
Cellular component (GO): Nem1-Spo7 phosphatase complex; cytoplasm
Source: RefSeq, a predicted model, not a curated record
ACUGAUCGCGACUAGUAACCAAAGAUGUUAAAACCAUAGUAUCAUGCGCUGUGAAGUCUUGAUGUUUAUUAUUACUGUACCGUGGUGUUUUUGAAGUUUGUGAGUGAUGUCCUUAGAACAGACAGCUUGUGAAGACCUGAAAGCGUUUGAGCGGCGAUUGACGGAGGUUAUUGCUUGCCUUCAGCCGUCCACCAUACGAUGGAGAAUCCUGCUGGCAGUGAUAUCCGUUUGCACAGCAGUGGGUGCAUGGCACUGGCUAACGGACCCCGUCACAGCAUCUGUGUCGUUUAUGCAGUCUUUGUGGAACCAUCCGUUCUUUACGCUUGCUAGCAUUUCAUUAGUGAUUCUGUUUUUCCUUGGCAUCCAUAAACGAGUGAUUGCCCCAUCCAUUAUAACAGCAAGGACUAGAGCAGUUUUGGGAGAUUUUAAUAUGUCAUGUGAUGACACGGGGAAACUAAUUCUAAAACCUCGGCCAACAGCUACCUGACUAGUUCCUAUCGACAAAGACUGUUCUCACAGUGUUGGUGUUUUUUAGAUGUGUAAAGUGAUUCCCUCUGCUGUUGCCACUUGAAAUGACUAUACAAAAUUGUAAAUAUUGCCUUUUAAAAUAGAUAUAAAUAUAAGGACUGUGAUUUUAGAAAUAUAAUUUUGUGAAGGUUU